GGACCAACUAAUUGGGAGGUAAAGCAAAGGAAGAGGAGGGAGAGGCGAAGAAAGGAACCGAGCAUCUCUCCGAGAACUCUGAAAUUGUGUAAUAAGCUUCACAGUUACUGAGCUUGUGGAGGAAGAAGAGGAGGAGAAAAAGGGGCGUGCAAUAUGGCCGGUUACAGACCUGAAGAUGACUACGAUUACUUGUUCAAGUUGGUCCUGAUUGGUGAUUCUGGAGUUGGCAAAUCCAACUUGCUUUCCAGGUUCACUAAGAACGAAUUCAAUCUCGAGUCCAAGUCCACUAUUGGGGUCGAGUUCGCAACCAAAAGCUUGAGUAUCGAUGGCAAGGUCAUCAAAGCUCAGAUUUGGGACACCGCUGGCCAAGAAAGGUACCGAGCCAUCACUAGUGCUUACUACCGAGGAGCUGUUGGUGCGUUGCUUGUCUAUGAUGUGACUCGACACUCUACCUUUGAGAACGUGGCAAGGUGGUUGAAGGAGUUGAGGGAUCAUACGGACCCUAAUAUCGUGGUCAUGCUGAUUGGGAAUAAAUCGGACCUCAGGCACCUGGUAGCUGUCCAAACCGAGGAUGCCAAAGCAUUUUCGGAGAGGGAGUCCCUCUAUUUCAUGGAGACAUCAGCUCUGACUGCAACAAAUGUGGAGAGUGCAUUCACUGAAGUCCUGAGCCAGAUAUACAAGAUUGUGAGUAAGCGGGCUGUUGAGGGAAGUUCUGAUGGAAGUACCUCUGUUUCUCUUAAGGGAGAGACCAUAGAUGUCAAGCAGGAAGGGUCUGUUCUCAAGAGAAUGGGGUGCUGCUCAAGUUAAUUUGGGUUUAUGGUGGGUAAUUCUUUUAGCUGGGAAAUUGGGUUGUAGCUAAGAAGAUGCACAUAAGGCUCUUGGUUAGAACGGAAUCGGGUGGGAACAAGGAAAACACUAGUUUUGGAUUCCUGAAUUUGGCGGAACGAAAGGAGAAAUCGUUUCUACUAGAACAUGGGGAAGUACUCGGUUUAAGUCGCCUUUUGUUUGGGGGUAAUUUGUAUUGCUGUGUUUCUUGUAUUAUAUGCUGCAACUGACAAGAAUUGCAGAUGACGUACCAUAGUCAUGUAUUCUUACUUGUUAGACUACUACUUUACUUCUUUUCAUAUGUGAAAUUCAUGACCACCCCCCUCUCCUCCAUUGUUAAAAAUUGCGCCGAGUGACAGGUAGCGCCUUGGAAU
Linum tenue is the source of this 1199-nucleotide messenger RNA. Lineage: Eukaryota; Viridiplantae; Streptophyta; Magnoliopsida; Malpighiales; Linaceae. The record is from the annotation of a GenBank genome assembly.